CCAUUCCCAUCCCACCCAAAAACAAAGAGAGAGAAGAAGAAGAAAAAAGAUCGAUCUCAAAAUAUAUACAUAUAUAGAAGAGAAGAAAAAAAAUGGUGAACUUGGUAGCAGCGCAGAAGCCGCUGCUGAACCUCCUGAUGAAAAUGGCCGGCGUCAAAACCCAUACCGUGGAGAUAGAGCCCGGCACCGUGAUGAACUUCUGGGUCCCCGUCGAAACCAUCCCCAAACCCACAAAACGACAACAACAGGAAUCAGAAAAGGCCGAAGUAACCCUAAAAAAGCCGACGAAGCCCGUGGUGGUGCUGGUCCACGGCUUCGCCGGCGAGGGGAUAGUGACGUGGCAGUUCCAGGUUGGAGCCCUAACCAAGAACUACUCCGUCUACGUCCCCGACCUCCUCUUCUUCGGCGGCUCCGUCUCCGACAGCGCCGACCGGUCGCCGAGGUUCCAGGCGGAGACGCUGGUGAAGGGGCUGAGGAAGCUCGGGGUGGAGAGGUGCACGGUGGUCGGGUUCAGCUACGGCGGCAUGGUGGCGUUCAAGAUGGCGGAGCUCUACCCAGAGAUGGUUCGGGCCAUGGUGGUUUCCGGUUCGAUCCUGGCCAUGACCGACUCGAUCAGCGUCGAGACUCUGGGCCGGAUCGGGUUCAAGUCGUCGUCCGAGCUGCUGCUGCCCACUUCGGUUAAGGGCUUGAAGGCCCUGUUAUCGGUUGCUGCUCACAAGAAGCUCUGGUUCCCUGACCGCCUUCACAAGGACUUCCUCGAGGUGAUGUUCGGUAACAGGAAGGAAAGAGGCGAACUCCUGGAAGGGCUGGUCAUCAGCAACAAAGACACAACUAUUCCCAACUUCCGACAGAAGAUACAUCUCCUGUGGGGAGAGAAUGAUCAGAUCUUCCAGCUAGAGCUUGCCCACAACAUGAAGGAGCAAUUGGGAGAGAAGGCAACAGUUGAAAGCAUAAGCAAAGCAGGGCAUCUGGUUCACCUGGAACGCCCCUGCGCCUACAACAAGUGUCUCAACAAGAUCCUGGAAUCGCUGCAUCAGGAUGACGCCGAUAACAACAGCAGCAGCGAGACGAAGACCACUCAGUGAUCACUGACGACAAACGACGAUCACAACAACAACAGCAUCGAGACAAUGACUCAGUGAUCACAGAUUACAAAUGUAGCACCCAUAUUAAUGAGUGCAUAUUGUUGAUUGAUUCUUUCUUCCUACUUAGAAACUUGCUUGUCCUCCUUCAACUUCUCUGAACAAUCUGGAUAAAAAAUGUCAAAUUAAUGAAUGCUUUUCACUUCG
Linum trigynum is the source of this 1289-nucleotide messenger RNA. NCBI's taxonomy places the organism in Eukaryota, Viridiplantae, Streptophyta, Magnoliopsida, Malpighiales, Linaceae. The record is from the annotation of a GenBank genome assembly.